Messenger RNA from Abrus precatorius (Indian licorice), 624 nucleotides. RefSeq lists its product as uncharacterized. The record is from RefSeq and is a predicted model, not a curated record. NCBI's taxonomy places the organism in Eukaryota, Viridiplantae, Streptophyta, Magnoliopsida, Fabales, Fabaceae. Bases 1 to 624 code for a protein of 207 amino acids. The transcript has a single exon.
AUGAGCAAUGAAAAUCAUCACAACCCCCAUCAUUACUUUUACCAUCAGAAUCUGCACAUCCAUCACAGAAGCACAUUUCUGCCAAUGCUAUGUUCAAGGCCAUCCAUCAAAGAUGUGAGUCUUCCACAGUGGAAAGACCAUCAAGGAACCUUCUCCAAUGACCCUUUGUCCCCAAGAAUCGGUUGCAUGGGUCAGGUGAAGAGGCACAACAAAAUAGCUGGACUCCUCACAACCAAAAGUAACACCACCACCAUCUCCAUUUCCCCUUCUGUUAAGUAUUCUAAGCUCAAAAAGCUCUUCUCAGGAAAACACAUAAGCACCACCACCACCACUACUACAGCUCAUAUUCUCUCCAGCUGUGGAACUAGGCCACAUGUGGCUGUAAAUAGUGCAGCUAUUCCCAGAAACCAUAACCACAAGUGUAGUAGGAAUGAGAACAUUGUUCCCAUAAGCAUUGAAAAUAUGGAUCCUCCUUUACCUGUGAUCAAGAGAGUGCAGAAGCCAGAGGAAGAAAAACAGGUGGAUAGUCUUUGGAAAAGAAGAUCAGGUGGUGCUGCAUUGAAAAGUUUACAGCUUCAACAGACUCAUCACACAAGACAACAUCUUCAGCUUACUAGUGUAUGA